This is a messenger RNA of Hydatigera taeniaeformis, 456 nucleotides long. NCBI's taxonomy places the organism in Eukaryota, Metazoa, Platyhelminthes, Cestoda, Cyclophyllidea, Taeniidae. The record is from the annotation of a GenBank genome assembly.
AUGAUUGGCGUUUGUCUCCUUUACGAGGCCGUAGGAGUUGGAAUCCAACUCAAUUUGAUGGACGGUUUCUGGGGAGGGCAUGGUGUUCGAGCUUUUCAGUGCAGCGAGUGCCAGAAGAGCUUUUCACGCAACUCCGAUCUGCAGAAACACAUCGACGCGGUACAUAAGGGGCUGCGGCCCUACGAGUGCGCCACCUGUCAGAAGCGCUUCUCACAGAAAUCCAGUCUCAAGCGCCAUCGCGAGGCUGUCCACGAAGGAAUUAAGGCCUUUCAAUGCAGCCAUUGUUCGGCGAGAUUCUCCUACGACGUCCAUUUGAAGCGCCACAUUAGAGCCAAGCACAAAGCGGUGUCGAGCACCGCCACCUCUGCCGCUGCACCCUCGGAGGGAGUCUCCUCCAGCAGUCUACCCUCCAGUCCCGUCUUCCAGCCCACCUCUCUGCGUCAGGCCUCCAUUUGA